Aspergillus eucalypticola CBS 122712 is the source of this 1745-nucleotide messenger RNA. RefSeq names its product integral membrane protein TmpA. The coding region runs from base 178 to 1647 and encodes 489 amino acids. Gene Ontology annotation, biological process: regulation of conidium formation; sexual sporulation resulting in formation of a cellular spore; conidium formation. The transcript has a single exon. Lineage: Eukaryota; Fungi; Ascomycota; Eurotiomycetes; Eurotiales; Aspergillaceae. The record is from RefSeq and is a predicted model, not a curated record.
CUCUUGUUUCCCUUUUGCGUCGGUCUGUACCUGAUCCUCACACCAACCCUUGCCACUCGCAUCCCUCCUCCUCCCACCUAUCUUGGUUGGGAUAACCUCUCUUGGGUGUCUGCUUCUUGUCUCUCACCCACCCUCCUCCUCCCUCACGUCCUCGGAUUUGGAAUAUCCCGAGUCAGCAUGUCAUCCUCACCAGUACAGACCGUUGUGUCGGUACCACAGCCGGCCAAAUGUGCAUCAGGCCCACCGAGCCCAGGCGAAGCAACAUUGACAGACCAGACUAUAGUCAAUGAGCUCUCAGAGAAGGUGGAGGCCUCACACAAUCAUGCAGGCAACAACCCCUGGGACCUUGAAGCCCAAGAGCACAAGGUGAAGAAGCUAUCUCGGAUCCGGUAUGCCUUGCUCAACAUCUACCGUCGUCUCUUCACCUUGGUCUUCCUUGCCAAUGUUGCCGUGUUCGUGGCCAUCAUGGUCACGGACCGGACUCUGUUAGCCCUGGUCAACGCCACCGCCGGCAACCUGAUGGCAUGUGGUUUGGCACGACAGCCGUUGGUAGUCAACUCCAUCUUCAUUUCCGUCUGCUCUAUACCAAGAUCAGCCCCGAAAUGGUUGCGUCUGCUGGCCGCAAAGGCGUAUCAUUAUGGCGGCGUGCACAGCGGAUGUGGCGUAGCCGCUUUCGUUUGGUAUGUGGGCUUCGUGGGCGUGAUGUCUCGGGAGUACUGGACCGGAGCGUCGGUUCUAUCCCUUGCGCCCGUUGUCUUAGCAUACGUUAUUCUUGUCCUGCUACUGGCAAUCAUCGUUGUGGCCCACCCGAAGUUCCGCUUCAAGAGGCACGACUACUUCGAGCUGACGCACCGGUUCUCCGGAUGGCUCGUCGUGGCACUCUUUGUGAUAUUGCUCAUGAUCUUCGCUGACCAGGCCAAAGAGGCGUACCACGAGUCUCUGGGUCGGUUCCUCGUCACUCUCCCUGCGUUCUGGUUCUUGAUGGUCACGGUCGUGGCAAUCAUCCAUCCCUGGCUUCUUCUCCGCAAAGUCCCCGUCCGGGCCGAACACCUCUCCUCGCAUGCGGUGCGUCUCCACUUCACGCAUACCACGACGAACUUCGGCAAGGGCAUCCAAUUAUCCCGACACCCACUGCAAGACUGGCAUGGCUUUGCCACGUUCCCGGACCCAGAAGGUAAAAGCUUCUCUGCGUUGGUGUCCAAAGCCGGGGACUGGACAACAGCCUGCAUCCAAGACCCACCCACUCACCUCUGGAAGCGAGGGGUCUUGAUUAACGGCUUCGCAUACGCGAUGCGGGUCUUCAAGCGCGUGGUGGUUGUAACGACAGGAUCCGGAAUCGGCCCGUGUCUUUCCUUCCUGGGGGAUGCGAACCGGCCAGAACUCCGAGUGCUCUGGCAGACGCGUGCACCGCUCAAGACGUACGGUCAGGACAUCCUGAACCUGGUGUCCGAGAUGGACACGAACCCGGUGAUCAUCGACACCAACCAGGCAGGACGAAUCGACAUGGUCCCGAUUAUUCGACAGAUGGUUCGGGAUUUCGACGCCGAGGCUGUCUGCGUGAUCAGCAAUCCGUUCGUCACGAAGAAAGUGGUAUACGAACUGGAAUCUCACGGGAUCCAUGCAUAUGGACCCAUUUUCGAUUCAUGAUGUGCAUAUCUUCCUCCAUCUAUGUAAUUGUUCUUUUUUUGUUGUCUUUAUUUCAUGUUCAUGGUUAUGUGAUAUCUUUUUUAUUGUUUGAUGAAGAU